AGAUAGAGAGGACUUCUGUAGAGGAACAGUGGAGAUAGUGGACGGUGUGCAGCUUAGUAAAGUUUUGUGGGAUUACCGAGGACAUUUAAUUCUUGUGUGCAUUCAGAUACCUAAUAAACAACCAGGAUAUUUAAUAAAGAACAGUGUUAAACUGCUGAAAGAGGUGAAGCACAAGCCAUCCAGAAGAAUCUCCUGAAAACGCAGAAAUUGUUUGCUACAUUUCACAGACAGAUGGAGCCAAGUCCCAACAUGGAGAAACAUCAGCACUCUGUCAAGAGUUUUACUAAACAGAGUGAUCUCAAAAAACACCAGCGCAUUCACACAGGAGAGAAACCACAUCACUGCUCAGACUGUGGGAAGAGUUUUACUAAACAGAGUGAUCUCAAAAAACACCAGCGCAUUCACACAGGAGAGAAACCGUAUUACUGCUCAGACUGUGGGAAGAGUUUUACUGAACAGAGUACUCUCAAAAAACACCAGCGCAUUCACACAGGAGAGAAACCGUAUCACUGCUCAGACUGUGGGAAGAGUUUUAAUCAACAGAGUCAUCUCAAACUGCACCAGCGCAUUCACACAGGAGAGAAACCAUAUCACUGUUCAGACUGUGGGAAGAUUUUUACUACCCAGAGUGAUCUCAAACAACAUCAGCGCAUUCACACAGGAGAGAAACCGUAUCACUGCUCAGACUGUGGGAAGAGUUUUAAUCAACAGGGUAAUCUCAAAAAUCACCAGCGCAUUCACACAGGAGAGAAACCGUAUUACUGCUCAAACUGUGGGAAGAGUUUUACUAGACAGAGUGAUCUCAAAAUACACCAGCGCAUUCACACAGGAGAGAAACCGUAUCACUGCUCAGACUGUGGGAAGAGUUUUACUUUACAGAGUGAACUUAUAUUACAUCAGUGCAUUGAAAGAGGUAAAGCAGAAGCCUUCCUGAAGAAUCUCCAGAACACGCAGAAAUUGUUUGCUACAUUUAAAAGACAAAUGAAGCCAAGUCCCGACAUGGAGAAACAUCAGCACUCUGUCAAGAGUUUUACUAAACAGAGUGAUCUCAAAAAACACCAGCGCAUUCACACAGGAGAGAAACCGUAUCAAUGCUCAGACUGUGGGAAGAGUUUUAAUCAACAGAGUAAUCUCAAAAGUCACCAGCGCAUUCACACAGGAGAGAAACCGUUUCACUGCUCAGACUGUGGGAGGAGUUUUAAUCAACAGAGUACUCUCAAAAGUCACCAGCGCAUUCACACUGGAGUAAAACCAUAUCACUGCUCAGACUGUGGGAAGAGCUUUAAUCGACUGGAGACUGUCAAACAGCAUCAGCGCAUUCACACAGAAGAGAAACCAUAUCACUGCUCAGACUGUAGGAAGAGUUUUAUUACACAGAGUAAACUUAAAAUACAUCAGCGCAUUCACACAGGAGAGAAACCGUAUUACUGCUCAGACUGUGGGAAGAGCUUUAAUCGACUGGAGACUGUCAAACGGCAUCAGCGCAUUCACACAGGAGAGAAACCGCAUCACUGCUCAGACUGUGGGAAGAGUUUUACUGAACAGAGUGCUCUCAAAAUACACCAGCGCAUUCACACAGGAGAGAAACCGUAUUGCUGCUCAGACUGUGGAAAGAGUUUUAAUCUACAGAGUGCUCUCAAAAUACAUCAACGCAUUCACACAGGAGAGAAACCGCAUCACUGCUCAGACUGUGGCAAUUAAAAGCGCAAAUCAUAAAUUCCACCAGAAACAAAUAUGAACUGUAUUUAACAAUUGAUUUUACAGGUUCAGCAAAACUAUUCUUAUCCAGGGAUGAUGUGUAUAGAAUUCCAUGUUAUGUUUGUAUGUCUUGUAAGUUUGAAUAUUCCAGGACAUUCUUUGUGAGACAGAGCUCAGUUUUUAGGUUAGUUACUGUUGCGCAGUAAGGUUACAGGCUCAUUCACUCCCUCUGCUGGUGUUCUUGUUUGUCUAUGGUUCAGUCCAAUUAAAAAUCUGUUACUAUAGAGGGAUAUUUGGUUGUGUUGUAUUACUCAAGUUGUAUACUCUCUUAUCUUUUCCUUAUUGAAUAUUAAAUGUUGCUUAUGGUUUUUUUUAAUCUCCAAAGUUACUAAGAAUAUCCAAAUAAUGUUGUUUCUUAAUUGUUUUUAUCCAGUACAAACUAUUAUCUUUGUAUUACUUCACCUCUAUAUUUACCCAUGUGUGUUUUAAUUAACGGCUUUUAUAUUGCAGAUCUCCAGUCUCAUUGUGUUUUCU
Messenger RNA from Astyanax mexicanus (Mexican tetra), 2232 nucleotides. RefSeq names its product zinc finger protein 271-like. Bases 232 to 1701 code for a protein of 489 amino acids. Gene Ontology annotation, biological process: negative regulation of transcription by RNA polymerase II; regulation of immune system process; regulation of cytokine production. The transcript is spliced from 3 exons. The record is from RefSeq and is a predicted model, not a curated record. NCBI's taxonomy places the organism in Eukaryota, Metazoa, Chordata, Actinopteri, Characiformes, Acestrorhamphidae.